CUUGACCGCAAUGGGAGGGUUCAUCUUUGGUUACGACACUGGACAGAUCUCUGGAUUCUUGGAGAUGAGAGUGUUCUUGGAAAGAUUCGGUGAACGUACUCCUGUCACCAAUGAACACCAGUACGGUUACUACUUCACCAACGUCCGCUCAGGGUUGAUAGUCGGCUUGCUAUCGAUUGGAACCUUGAUUGGUUGCUUGAUUGCAGGUCCAUUGGCAAACAAAUAUGGUCGAAAAUGGUGCAUCCCAGCGUGGUGUGGGAUCUUCUCAAUUGGUGUUGUCGCACAAGUUGCAGUAGGAACUGGAGACUGGGUUGGCAUUGUUAUGGGAAGAUGGACAGCAGGUCUUGGUGUCGGUGCUCUCUCCGUCCUGGUACCUCUCUACAUGUCCGAAACGUCCCCGGUCAACGUCCGAGGAGCUGUUGUCGCAUGCUACCAGCUCUUCAUCACCAUUGGUAUCUUCACAGCAGACUGCAUCAACUACGGAACCGAAUCUCGCAACGACACAGGCUCCUACCGUAUCCCCAUGGGCGUAGGAUGGAUCUGGGCCCUCAUCCUCGGUGUCGGAAUCAUCUUCCUACCAGAAUCACCCCGCCACGACUUCAACCACAACAACCCCUCCCGCGCUCGCACCACCAUGUCCAAGUUCUACGGUCUCCCCGAAACACACCCCAUGCUCAACAGCGAAUUCGCAGAAAUCGAGCAAGUAAUGCGCCUCACAGCCGGCAAUCACCCCUGGUACGAAGCCAUCACUGGGCCCCGCAUGUUCUACCGCGUAGCGCUCGCCAUGGCGCUGCAAAUGCUCCAACAACUCACAGGGGCAAACUACUUCUUUUACUACGGGACCUCGAUCUUCCAAGGCGUUGGCAUCGACAACUCGUACGUCACAGCCAUGAUCCUGGGCAGCGUGAACGUCGGAGCAACCUUCUUCGGCGUCUGGAUGGCAAGGCACUUCCGGAGACGAGAGUCACUGUAUAUCGCGGCCCUGUGGCAGUUUAUGUGCUUCAUCGUCUUCGCUUCCGUUGGGCAGUUCAUAUUCAAAGACGCAGAGAUUGGCUCCUCGACCGCGAAAACAGCCGGCACUGUCAUGAUCGUCUUCGCGUGCCUCUUCAUCGUCGGCUUUGCAACGACGUGGGGCCCGCUGGUCUGGGCUUGCAUUGGCGAGAUGUUCCCUUACCGUUACCGCGCCGUGGGAAUGGCGUGCGCUACUUCAGCUAACUGGUUCUGGAACUUCAUGCUUGCGUUCUUCACUCCUUUCAUCACUGGAGACAUCCAAUACGCAUAUGGAUACGUCUUUGCAGGAUGCAAUUUGGCGGCGUUUGUCGUGGUGUUCUUUUUCUUGAUUGAGAGUAGUGGGAAGACGCUGGAGGAGGUCGAUCAGAUGUAUCUUUUGCAUGUGAAGCCGAUUGGCAGUGCGAAGUUUGAGUUUGACGAGGAGACGAGGAAGGGCAUUGGGGCUGUGGGUACGGAUAAGAUGGAUAUUGAGGCGAAGGGAUUGGGAAUCAGGAAGAAGGAGGAGGCGGGCGUGGGGGGUGUUAUGCAGGGUGAGGGGGAGUUCGAGAAUGCUGACUAUUCCGGGUCGAAUCACCCUGUUACUUCCUUGGGGGGCAAUGGCCGUCUAUGAGGAGGAAACUUGGGGCUGUCCGUGUGUAAUGUGAGAUGGAUUUGCAAUUGGAGUUUGAGAUGGUCAGGUAAUGUGCUAUGGCUUGUAAAACUAUUCCCGUUACCUUAUGCCGCGAUCUCCGUAGCGCCGUCUGCCCUG
Molecule: messenger RNA, 1759 nt
Organism: Hyaloscypha bicolor E
Lineage: Eukaryota; Fungi; Ascomycota; Leotiomycetes; Helotiales; Hyaloscyphaceae
Product: hexose transporter
Exons: 3
Coding region: 11-1621 (536 amino acids)
Biological process (GO): carbohydrate transport; transmembrane transport
Cellular component (GO): plasma membrane
Molecular function (GO): carbohydrate:proton symporter activity
Source: RefSeq, a predicted model, not a curated record